Molecule: messenger RNA, 2575 nt
Organism: Vidua macroura (Pin-tailed whydah)
Lineage: Eukaryota; Metazoa; Chordata; Aves; Passeriformes; Viduidae
Product: dapper homolog 3-like
Exons: 2
Coding region: 191-760 (189 amino acids)
Source: RefSeq, a predicted model, not a curated record
UGUUCCCAUCUCCGGUGACCCCCUUGCCCGAAUACUGCAUCCCUCUUGCUCCUGCUGUGAGGAGGGGAGGACAAGGGCAGGGACUUUUGCCUUUCACUAGGAAUUUUCUUGGCUCACAUCUUGCUCUCUGGUUCUGCUCUAGUAUCAACCGCAGCUGGUAUAGGCUUCUGUUGUUGGUAGCUUUGCUACCAUGGGGUAUAGGGAUGGAUCGAAGUUUGGGCAUGAAAUGAGGAGCUGGGACACAGAUGAGAAUGAAAAUGGAACUUGCUUUCUAUUUUUAUACCUGUCUUUGCCGCCUUGCCCGGUAGGAUUGGCCAUGUCGGUGUUUCGGGGCCCCAUGGAGCGGCUGGAGCGAGCUCUCCCGCUGCCCGGCUCUGCGGGCUAUCCCUCAGCAGCUGCACGGACACCGCUCCUGCCCGGGGGCUCGGGCAGCUGCCCAGCCCCGCAAUGCCGCGGUCACCAGCCGUGUCCGGCUCCUCCCACGGGCAGGGUUGCGUGCGAGGGCGCCAGCACGGAGCCCCUCGGCUGCCCCGGGGCGGCGCUGGCCCGGCCGCGGCCCCGGCGGGCCCUGCGUGGGGCGCGGGCCUCUCCUGGCACCGCUGGGAGCCGCCCCCGGCCCCGCGCUGCGGGCCCGCUUCGCCCUUCCUUUGAAAAGAAAACCGUCAUCAAAACCAUUCGGGACAGAAAUCCAGAGCUGAGGUCACAUGAAACCACAAUCCAAUUCUGUAUAGAGCAUCCUGAGAAAAAGCAGAAAUUCUGAGAAAACCUCGUCCAUCCAUAACAAGCAGGUUCUUCUCAUCAGUGAACACAAAACCAGAGGAAGAGAAAAGACCAACAAAGCAUUACUUUACUUUGACCACUAAUUUGUGGAUGGCUGAUUGGAGAUGACUGUGUAACAGCGAGCAACAAAUGCUUAGUGUUUACAUCACGUAAUCCAGUGAAAUGGUCAAAGACAAGCCAAAUAAUUUACAGGAGGCUUUCAGUGUGGCAAAGGGUUUCAGAGGGGCUUUGCCAGUACACAGCUAAGCUCUGCUGGAGAUGUUGCAUUUAACUGAUUUUUCGUGACUGAUACUGGGCUGUGGAUGCAGGAGUAGAACCAUGUCUUGCCUGUGUAAAAGUAUUAGGCUUCUGGCUGCUGCUGUCCCUCAGCUGGUUUGGAACAUGGAGAUGGAAACCCCUUUUGGGAAUGCCAAAUACAAUCUCUAGAAAAUAAAUGCAUUAAAUAUUUCCUUUCAUAUAGGCAGCUUUAAAUUAUGAUAUAGAGCUAUUCAGUUUUGAAGUCACAAUAAAUUAAAACUGGGAAAGGUGGGAAACCUUUUGAAUAGCAACGCUACAAAACAGAUAAACCUAAGAGUUCAGUGUGUACAGGUAGGAGUUCAUCUCUGAUCUGCAGUGCCAAGGGGAGGAAGCAGAAGAAUUGUGGUGAUUGGCACUUGUUUCCAGAUCUGCUCCUGGAUUAGAUUAGGACUGCUGUAUUUGUGACAAGGGUUUCCUGGCCAGAAGUAUGUGUGCAUGAACCACCCAGGUGGCCUACAUAUGAACUGGAAGUGCAUCCCAACCUCAGCAUGUCUGAUGUGCUCUGCAUGUGCUGUGCAGCUGUGCACAGACAGUCAGUCAGAUGGAUCCAGUACAUGCUGCGCUUACGCUGUCAACUGCACAGUCUAUAAACUACUGGGGGAAUCAGGCAAAUGACACAUGUACAGAGUGUAGGAUUUCUGGUUGCUUUUGGACUUCCUACAUCCUAAGAUUCAUUAUGGAGGUAAAAAGAGGACAUGCCUGGGACAACCCAGACACAUGGGAAUGUUCUUUCUUACGUAUUAUUUACCCAAAAGGUGAUUUUUUUAGAAGUUGUAAAAUAUCUGUUGUGCAUUUAUGGACUGGGACACGGUAUUGUAUGAGCAAACCCAAUGCUUUUUUCACCCAAUGAAAGAAAGCAAGUGUUUAAUACAUGACUCCUGGACCAAGCUGAGAAUGAAAUCAUAUCAAAGCAAAAAUGCACCAUUCAAGCAAUGCAACAUAGCUCCCAGAUGCAUAAACCUUUGGAGUAAAAUAAAACCACAUGAUCCCCAUUCAUAAAAGCAGCCUUUGGUGGCAUUUGCUCUGCCUUUGGCUUGCAAACAUUCAAGUGUGAAAGCUUUUGUUCAUGAGGAUAUCUUCAGGGAUGUGAAUACUCCUACACAUGCACUGCUGAUAUUAAAAAGUAUAUAGGUAUACGAACCCCUGUGUAAAUAGGCAUCUCCUAUAGUGAUUCUCUUGAAAGCUUUGCUUCAUUUUAGGAAGCAGGUACUGUAUGGUUUUGAUGAGCAAAGGCAGACUUGGAAGAACAGAGCAGAUAAGCAGUUCAUGUAAACUGCUAUUAUACAGAAGUAUUUGAAGAAAUGUGUGAAAAUUAAUUCUGUACUUUGGUAAAGCAGUGUCUGGGAAAUGGAAUAUAAAGGAGAUGAUGCAAUGCUUACAGUGAUAGAUAUGCGCAGUUUUCAGCUGUUUGUAAUUUUAUUGUUCACAAGGAGAGAGGCUUGAAAGAUUUACAGAAAGGAAAUUCACAAUAAAAAUGCAGUGAGUAUUUUUGCCAAUA